Messenger RNA from Cicer arietinum (chickpea), 1908 nucleotides. RefSeq lists its product as uncharacterized. The record is from RefSeq and is a predicted model, not a curated record. Gene Ontology annotation, cellular component: ribosome. Gene Ontology annotation, molecular function: RNA binding; structural constituent of ribosome. NCBI's taxonomy places the organism in Eukaryota, Viridiplantae, Streptophyta, Magnoliopsida, Fabales, Fabaceae. Gene Ontology annotation, biological process: translation.
UCAACAAAAAAAAAUAUAGCCGCUACCAGUUUGCCCUUGUAUCAGAAAAGUUGGAAUCACACUCAAACUCAACUCAACUGGCCGGAAAACGCAAAAGCUGGCCGCAAAAACCCGGCGGAGUUAAUCUUCGACCGCCAGAAUCAGUGAGAAAUUCUUCCAGAUAUAGACUAGCAUCAAUCUGAAUGGGUUAUAUUCAAUAUGGUAGACAAAGUAUUGGGAAGAUAUUUAGAUUUAGAACUGCAAGCAAUGUGGUUAGAAACUCUAUAACAUCACAGUUAGGUUAUGCAGGCACUGCAUUACCCUCAUGUUCCCGUUUUCACGGCGGAAAGAGUUUGUAUUCCACUUCUUCUGAUGCCAGAAUAGUGCAGGACCUUCUGGCUCAGGUGGAGAGAGAUAGGCUGAGAGAGAAAAAUGAUAGAAUAAGGGCUGGUUUGGAUACUGCCGACAUUGAUGCCGAGAAUGAUGAGGAUUACAUGGGUGUGUCCUCUCUCAUUGAGAAGCUUGAAAAGGAGAAGCUCAAGGAAACCUCUGAGUUGAAUCGAUAUGAAGAUCCGACUGAUUCUGAUAGUGAUGAAGAAGAUGGUGAUGCCAAUCAGAAGAAGUUUGAAGAUUUCGAAAAGAAGUUCAAGAGGCAUGAAGAAAUGCUUCAUAAUUUCACUGAUGCUGAAACGCUUGAUGAUGCUUUUAAAUGGAUGCAAAAAAUUGAUAAGUUUGAGCAAAAGCAUUUUAAGCUUCGUAAUGAGUAUAGGGUUAUUGGGGAACUCAUGAAUCGGCUCAAAGUAGUUACUGAGCAAAAGGAUAGGUUCAUUUUGCAGCAUAAGCUUAAUAGGGCUUUGAGAUUGGUGCAAUGGAAGGAGGCUUAUGAUCCUGAUAACCCUGCCAAUUAUGGUGUCAUUCAGCAUGAACAGGUGGGGCCUUCCGCGGAUAGCUUGCAACAGUCUGGAUUUGAAAAGGAGAAUAAAACCGCACAAGGUGAUGAAGAUGCUGCCGCUGCUGACAACGACAGCGAUGAAGAAGAGUUUGAUGACAUGAAAGAAAAAGACAACAUAAUACUGGCCAAACUUGAGGCUAUUGACAAGAAACUUGAGGAAAAGCUAGCAGAGCUUGAGUAUACGUUUGGAAGGAAGGGUAAGGCUCUAGAGGAAGAAAUCAGAGAUCUUGCAGAGGAGAGAAACGAGUUAACUGAGAAGAAAAGAAGACCUCUUUUCCGAAAGGGUUUUGAUGUAAAAUUGAUAAAUGUGAACCGAACUUGUAAAGUCACAAAGGGAGGACAAGUUGUGAAGUAUACUGCUAUGUUAGCAUGUGGUAACUACAACGGUGUUGUUGGUUUCGCAAAAGCCAAAGGCCCAGCAGUUCCAGUUGCCCUCCAAAAGGCAUAUGAGAUGUGUUUUCAGAAUUUGCAUUAUGUAGAGCGACAUGAGGAGCACACAAUUGCACAUGCAAUACAAACAUCUUAUAAAAAGACCAAGGUGUAUCUCUGGCCUGCUUCCACUGCAACUGGCAUGAAAGCUGGCAGAAUAGUCCAAACCAUACUGCAUUUAGCUGGUUUUAAGAAUGUCAAGUCAAAGGUUGUUGGUUCCAGAAAUCCUCACAAUACAGUAAAGGCUGUCUUCAAAGCUCUUAAUGCGAUUGAAACACCAAGGGAUGUCCAAGAGAAGUUUGGUCGAACUGUGGUUGAGAAGUAUUUGUUGUGAUGGACGGGAUGUGCCGAGCUUAGCGUGCUGCUUGUUGUUUUCCAUUGAAUAUAUUUUUGUCCCUUUGAUUUCAACUUGCCAAGAAGAAUUUGUAGACAGUUUCUCAAGUGCAUUUACUUUAGAACAUUAGUUGUGGAAUUUUUGCCUGUACUGAACUUUUCAUUAAUUAAUUAAUGGAAAAGAAAAAAUAAUUUAGGAACGUUCUCUUUGCUUU